This is a messenger RNA of Cooperia oncophora, 483 nucleotides long. NCBI's taxonomy places the organism in Eukaryota, Metazoa, Nematoda, Chromadorea, Rhabditida, Trichostrongylidae. The record is from the annotation of a GenBank genome assembly.
AUGAAGUCAUUGCAGGUAUCGGGUAAAGGGGAGAGCGCGAAAAUGAUGAGAAGCAUCCAGGAAGUGUUCUCGCCAUUGACGUCAGACAUUCGUGAAAGAGAUGACAGGUGGAGAGAUUGUUUCGUCAGUCCAUCUCAACCGGACAAAAACACUUUUUGGUCGAUUGUGUGGAUGUUUGUCGCAGCUUUGUUUCUUUGUCGUUUUCAGGUGUGGAUGUCACGACAAACACUGGCUUUGGCUGAAUAUUUCUUUCCCGAUCGUGUGAGACCGAGAGCGUUGAUGUUAUACAACCGGAUAUUGCAUGAUAGAAAGAACGUACUUGGUGCAAUGAUGAAUGAACAGAAAAAACAACUAGCCGAUGAUCAAAUGGCUGGACGAGAGGCGAUUGUUCGUCGUGGAAUGCAAUCGAGAGGAUAUAUCAGGGUGAACUGCAGCAUAUGUAACGCGCAGGACCUUCGCGUCGCUGAUGAAUCGUCAGUAUAA